GUAAACACUGGUUGUUAUGGGAGUUAAUCGUUUCAUAUGCUAAUCACAACUAGGGGCAAACACAAAACUUUUCAGGCGCUCCGGUCUCACUCACGCCCAUUACAGUGAACCACAGUGCACGGAAAGCUUGUGAUCAUGGCGAACCCUUUCCGUCUGAACCUGGAGCAGCCCAAGAGAAACGUGUUCGUCACCCAGCUUGGUGAAAGGGAAGAUGAAGAACUUGAAGAUGACAUCCACAAGUACCCAGUCGUCAAGGAGUCUGCAGGCCGCCUGCUGGAGAACGGGUUCCGCACCCUGCAGAAGACUCUGCUGCUGAAGAAGGAGGUGGAGGUGGAGCGGGUCGACGAGGAGCUCAGCGCCAAGCGGGCGGAGUUCCACAAGCGGAUGGAGACAUGCAAGCAGCGGCAGCUGGAACUGCAGAACAAACAGCAGAAGAUAAAGGACAGAGUCCAGAAGUUUGAAAAGUUCAUCACAGAGAAUGAUGCCAAGCGGAGGCGAGCCAUCCAGAAGUACCAGACAGAACUGAAGCUGAACGAACAGAAGGCCAACGAGCAACAGAUGCUGGAAGAGCAACUGGAAGAGCUGAAAAUCAGACACAGUAAACUCCAGAACAAACUGCAGCAGUACAAGAAGUUCGAGGCCUACUUGCUGAGAGUGAUUGACAACAUGCCAGAAGGCUACCUGGAGGUGGGUGACUCCAUGAUCAAUGCCACCAUGAUGAGACACGACACCCUUCACAACACCAACAUGGACCUGUCCAGACGGGUCAGCAAACUUAUGGACCAGAGUGAAGAGGGAAACCAAAGACUGCAGAGGCUCAAGCAUGAACAUGAACACAAGAAAGUGCAAAUCAACAAGGAUCUGUCAGAACUACAAGCCAACCAGGAGAAAACGAUGGAUGCAAACAAGAAAAUGGAACAGGAUCUACAGGCAAAGAGCAAGGAUUACGUAGUACAGAGCACUGACCUGGCACAGAUACUGCUUGCAGUGGACAACAUUUCAGACAAGUGCUUGAAAAGACGGACAACACCUCUGGACGAGCUGUCCUACCUGCAAAAACUUCAGAUGAUUAAGGACAGCAUCAUGGAAAGAAUAGCUGUGGAGGAACUAGCCAAGACCAUAGAAGUGCCAAAGGAGUUGCAGGUGGUGCACAAACCAGAGCCUGAAAAGGCCAAGAAAGUCAAGUCUCCUACCAGGUCACCUCAGCACACCGCGAAAGAUCCUCCAAAGACACUGGCAGCACUGAAGUGGCAGGCUGGGAAAUCACGGGCCCUGGAAACCAUACAGGAGAAACUAUUAAUGAAGAAGAAAAUGGGGGACCAUCCAGUGGAAAUGGCAAUCAAUGCAUUUACCAUGAAAAAAUAACAACGGACAUUUAAGCAUGAACAGUUAAGCUUCUGAAAGUGGAUGACAGCAAGUGGUAAAGAUGCAUAGAAUACUUGAAAUAGGAACUGUCGUAAGAAUUCACCUGCAUCACUUUGGUUACCUUAAGUGUAUCAGUGGAUCAAAGAUGACUGUUUUUGUGCCAGGUACAGAGAUGGAGAAGGUAUUUCUUCUCUAUGUGCAGCAUUUUAAGUCCUAUAAUCACAAAAACAUUGAGGACAAAAAUCUUGAUGUAAACACAUUGAUACAAGAUAUACUUAUAUUCCAUUGUUGACUGUAGAACAUCAUUCAUGAACAAACCAGGAAGUGUGGUGAGAUAUAUAGCCAUGUUUGUGUCAAAAUGUAAAUUUUAUAUGGAAACAUAUGAUAUAUGGCAGCUAUUGGCAAUAGCAAUGUCACUUGUAAAUACAAAAUGUAGUGGAAUACUACAGUCAAAGCUACAAAUCAUAAGAAUAUUGUAAGUUUGCAAAUACAUUGUAUAUGUAAAGCGUAUGUCUUGUUACUUUGUUGCCAGUGAAGAAAGAUUGCCUGGCUUCUUGUUAUAUCAAAAACUUACACCAAUACAUGGUUAUCAAAAAUGAUGGUGGUAUUGUUUAUUCCACAUUUCAGUUUGACAUGUCAAAGAAGACAGGUCAAUUAACGAACAUCUUACACACACAACAUACACAUCUCUACAAAAACAUGUACCUCAGUACAUGUAGGUGCCAGCAACAUCAAAUUCUUACAGCAAAGUCUGCCCAGUUUCCAACAGUAAAACAAGGACUCGUUGGGUAAAGCCCUUUAAACAGCAAUGCAAAAUGAUCCUGGAUUUAUGUUUUUAAACAAAACUGAAGAAGUUUCAUUUAGUAUUUCAAAAACUAAAGCUAAGUGUACAAAAGUUACAAACAUAGUUCUGUAGGGAGAAAUCAUUUAAAGGAGUUGUUUGCAAUAAAAAUACAUGUAAAUUUAAAUGAAGAAUUCACUGCAGCUAUCCAAGGUAUCAUUCACAAUUACAAUUACAUACAUAUUCUUAUGGUGGGCUAUUGUCAGUAUUGACAUAAAUAUGAAUAAUUUACCUCCUAUGAUGUUUCAUAAAUAGCUCUAAUACAAUAUGCACGAUUUGAUGCAUUUGUUGCUGACAAGAGCAACAGUAAUUUCCUAUCAUACUACCUCUACACAAUCUCAAGAUGCUAAUCCAUAAAUAUCUCUACCACUACAAGCUCUUCAUACUUCUACUAGCUGUACAAAAACAGAUGCCUGAAUUACGACAAAAAAUCUUAGCUCAUGUAGUCACAACAGGCACAAUUGUAUUCACAACUUUCACAAGGACAAUCGUAGAAAGCUAGAAUCAACAUACUAAAAUACAUUCCAGUGAAAGCACCAUGAGAUGGAAUGUAGAUAGUCAGGAAAUAUCUGACUCCCUAUUAAUUCAUGGGAAUCAAGUUCAGUACACAUGCAUUACUUACAUUAAAUGAUUG
Molecule: messenger RNA, 2840 nt
Organism: Branchiostoma floridae (Florida lancelet)
Lineage: Eukaryota; Metazoa; Chordata; Leptocardii; Amphioxiformes; Branchiostomatidae
Product: coiled-coil domain-containing protein 42 homolog
Exons: 10
Coding region: 136-1365 (409 amino acids)
Source: RefSeq, a predicted model, not a curated record